Messenger RNA from Radiomyces spectabilis, 351 nucleotides. RefSeq names its product RlpA-like double-psi beta-barrel-protein domain-containing protein-containing protein. NCBI's taxonomy places the organism in Eukaryota, Fungi, Mucoromycota, Mucoromycetes, Mucorales, Radiomycetaceae. The transcript has a single exon. The record is from RefSeq and is a predicted model, not a curated record. Bases 1 to 351 code for a protein of 116 amino acids.
AUGCUGCUGGUCUGCUAUCUCGCCCAUGGCUUGCCCUUAGAAAAACGUGGCUACACCGGUGAAGGUACCUUUUAUUUCACUGGACUUGGUUCUUGCGGUGAAGUGAACGAAGAUUCCGAUUUUAUCGCUGCACUAAAUGCCCCACAAAUGGCUAACGGUGCUAAUCCCAACCACAAUCCUAUUUGCGGUCGCAAAGCCAGAGUGACUGGUCCCAAAGGUUCGGUGGUGGUGAAAAUUGUUGAUACUUGCCCUCCUUGCCAGCACGGAGAUCUCGAUUUAAGUCCUGGAGCCUUUGAGAAGAUUGCCGAUUUUGAUGACGGCCGUGUCAAGAUCGACUGGCACUGGGUUUAA